AGAGGUCUCAGGAAUUGUUCAAGGUCGCCGCGCUCUUAUAAAAACCUGGGCUCCCGUCACAAGAUUUUCUUAAUUUGAGAGAGGUAAUACUUCAAAGUAAGGUAUCACUAUCACAUGAUGGUUCUGGAAAAAAUGAAUCUUGUAAAUAUCCUACAAUUAUUCUAGAAGGAAGCAAACUAAUAUCAGAUGCACUUGCAACAGGGGCGAAAGCCACAUCUUUGUUCUUUUCUUCACAGGAUGCUCUGCAAAAAGUCGGUGAUUUAAGCAACGUAUUAAGUAUCUACUAUGUUAAUCAUCGAGUUAUGGAUCAAAUCUCGUCACUUCAAUCUCCUCCCGGAGUAAUAGCCCUUUUUGAAUUACCACAACAAGACUGCUUCAAGGAAAAAAAUGCGAAGUUUCACUUACCUGUUACUCUUAUACUUGACCGAAUUAACGAUCCUGGAAAUAUGGGCAGUUUGAUCCGUUCUGGUGCAUGUUUUGGUUUGGAUUCUAUUUUGGUGACUAAAGGUAGUGUUGAUAUUUGGAAUACAAAAGUGAUACGGGCAGGAAUGUCUGGUCAUUUCCGCAUACCUGUCUAUCAAGGACUAAGCUGGACCGAUAUUAGUCGAUACUUUGGAAUACGUGAUGGUUCGUCCUCUCAUAUUAAAGUCUUUGUAGCCGACCCUGAACCACUCUUGACUGAUAAAUUAAUCGAAUCAGCAUGGAAAAAAGACCAAACUAACCAUCGGUCACAAUAUAUUAAUGAGUGCAAAAUAUCAGUCGAGUGUGAAGCUAUUGAUUUUCUUACUCCUGAGUCAACAGAUUCCGCAUAUCGCUUACCUGUACAAACUAUCCCACAUUUUGCAGUAAACUAUAUUCCUUCCGAAUAUAACUCUGCGGAACAUGAUUGUCGUUUAGCCGUUGUUAUUGGAUCUGAAAUUCAUGGUGUUUCUCCGGAAGCUUUUCAUUUAGUUCAUCUUACCGGUGGUUCUCGACUUGUUAUCCCAUCUGCAGAUAGAAUAAACAGCUUGAAUGUUUUAUCAGCUGCUUCAGUUUUGCUAGGAGAAAUACAACGUCAAUUUUUGUGUUUUUAAUGGAAUGUAUUUUUUUACGAAUAAACAAAUUUUUAUCCAGAAAUUUUUUUCCCCUUUUUUGCCUGUAUGCAAACCUUAAGUGUUUGUUUUAUUAUCUGAUGUGAUAAACCUAUUGGGAUUCUUUUUUCGUAGUCCAUUGGGGUUAAUUAGACUGUCCAUUUACCCGCAAUACUAUGUAUAGACUUACUUUUUGUCUUGUUGUUGAAUAUAGUAUUGUGAAAGGUUUAGUAUACAGUAGAUCUGUUUCUUCUCAACCAUGUCCCCUUAACUGAAUUUAAUGGCAUUACAGUAGGUUUCAGUACCGAAAUUAGGACUAGAAAAACCAAAUAAGCGCUAAAUUAAUAGUUACAAUAAACAUUUAGGCAAUGAUUAUUAGCGGUCAGUAGAGCUCAUAUGAAUUUAUUACACCACACGCUUGAAAUGUAACACAAACUAUAAACUAAUGAAUCUAACUUAUUUGAUUUUGUUAAUAUAUGCAACUCAAUAACGAAGUAGAAGUCUAUGUACUUGGCUCUGUGCCACUGCUUUCUGUAAGUUAAUAAUCUUACCCAGUUGCUCAGAUCGAAGUAAGUGGAACUUUGUGUAAAUCAGUAACCUAGUGGUUGAAAAUCGACUACCAUUACCCAUCAAAACACUACUGCUAAACAUAGUUGAAUAUUGCUUUUCUGUUUUGUAAAGCUUCACCCGAGUAUUUCGUUAAUUUAAUUUAUGUAUACCCAAUAAAAUAUUACUAUUCGGCUAGUACCCUAUGAUACAUGUUUGUUUGAAAUAUGAAUUUCACUUAGUUUAUUUUCAGGAAGAUUUUCGUUUAUUCAGUCUACUUAUUUUCUUAUGGUUUGAAGUUUGUGAUAUUUUGUUCACCUUCAACAACGUAAAUAUUUAUAGGAAUCAAACCGUUAGGAACUCACCUUCCAUAUCAAAUACAAGAGAAAUGAAAUGGUCUCAAAAUUAUGAAGCCAUUAUACACUAUCAAUUUCGAGAUAUGAAUUUCUUUAAUUCUUUCAGUAAAUCUUCCUUAAACAUGCAUCUUAUCCUGACAAUAUGCAUUCAUUAUCGCUAUUUUUGUAGAAAAAGUACCGUUUUCACAUAAGACUAGUGAGUAUAAUUUCCCCUACAGCACACAGCUAUUGUCAAUAACCAUAUGAUACGUUUCAAAAAUCGUACAGCUUUUCCCGAUUUUUAGUCACAUUGUUGCUCUAUUGAGAACCACUGAUUUUGAAGUGCUAUAAUUUAAAAUAGUAUUUCUAAAUUAAAUAAGUAACUAAUUUGGUGUUAUAUGUUUGAAUCCCUACCCUAUCAACCGACGUUCAACCAAUAAUCUGUUAAAAUUAUUGCACCUUUUGACAUAGUCCAUCAAUUUCCAGAUGAUUACUGAAAUACAUCGUUUUUUAUUAUUAGUUGUCUUGGUGGACUCGAAUAUGAUGAUUGAUUGAACAAUAUUCAUUAAUGUAAAAAAGAUUUUGUGAUAAUCUGUUUUAUAUAUGUGGUUUAUAUAAUUUUGUAGAAAUUUGAGGAGCAAUGGAAAGUAAUGCCGAAACUGAUAAACUUUCACCAGUAAAUACAUCUACACUUACAUGUGACUGUAUGAACAAUUCAAAAACUGAUAUAUCUAACGAAAAUAAUGGCUUUGAGUGUAAAACAGAUGGUGUAUCUACUUGCUCAAAUCCAAACUGUCCAUUCUCUUAUCUUAGACGGAAUACUUUCACUUCAGAGGCAUUCAAAAUACAACUGAAGAACAUUUCUCGUCAUGCAGGUUUCUCUGUAAUGAAGAAGAUGUUGCAGUCAUUAAAUGUAAAAUUUUGCAAGAUAAAGUUUCCAAAAUGCGGUUUAGCAUUUCUUUCAUUUGAAUCUGCCGCUGAUCGUGAUUUUGCUAUCUCUGUUUUGGAUGGACACAUUUGGAAAGGUUCGAAAAUAGAAGCUAAGAUUGCUCGUCCUCAUGCUGAUCCAUUAAUGAAAAGGCGAGCGGAAAGUGAAAUAAAAUCUGAACUCUUAUCAAAAGAACAACAUAUAGAUUGGUUAAGUGAACCAGUUGACUUGGAGAAAGCUCACGAAACACUUCGUGACUCCAUUCUUCCAUUAUGGCGUUUGAAUUACGAUCCAGAUCAAUUGAUUGAGAAACGAAAUCUAGUUUUAAAAUAUUUAGCUGAAACAAGAAGGAGAUUGUUGUUGAUUAAUCCAGAAAUCGGAAAUGUUGACAGUGUGAAAUUUGUAGAAGAAUCCGAUUCAAAAGGUCAAACAACUAUAUGUAAGCUUGCUCCCAUAAUUCCAUCUCCUAUUCAAACUGAAUAUCGAAAUAAAUCUGAACUAACUAUUGGCUACGAUGUGGAUGGAUCAGGCCCAGUUAUUGGUUUUCGCUACUCCAAGUACAAAGGAGGUUCAGUUGCCGUUGGUUCGUUUAAAAGUUGGAACUUUAUGCCGAGAAACUCUACUAAAGUCAUAGAUGCUUUACAAAAGUUCAUAACUGCCUGUUCUAAAAGAGAAUUUAAAAAAUUACCUUCGCUUAAUGCUUUUGAUCCUAUCACAUAUAAUGGAAACUGGCGCCAUGUACUCAUUCGUGAAUCAAGGUCUGGAGAUACAUUAGUUGUUUUAUACACUAAUACACAUGGCUUUACUGAGGAGGAUAUAAAUAAUUUGUUGAACGAGUUACGAACAUGGUUCCAAACCGGUCCAGGCUCGGAUUCCGGUUUAACUAGCCUAUAUCUAUCUGUCUCUUCAAGGUCAGGUAUAAAACAAUCUGGUGAAGAUCUUCGUCAAGUUUUUGGUAAACCUGUAAGUCAGAUUUUUAUUUCAUAUUAUUCAUUACACCAUCACUAGUUUGAGGUUACCGGUCACAUAAAUACACUGUGUAAUCAUAGAUUAGUGACCAAUUUCGUAUUUUUUUAGUCCUUACUGCUGAUCGAAUUUAGUCGACUAGAUCAUAGUAAGAAAUACUAGACCCAUACUGAUGAGCCUCAACUAGCACGAAACUCCGUUUCAAAGUUCUUCUGUUUGAAUUCUUCAGUGAUUUUAUGAUUUUUUUUAAAAAGUAAGUUAGAUUUCAUCUCUUGGCAUUGUUUGAUAAUUCAUAGAGUGACUAUAAUUUUAGUCAUAUUUUAAUAAACUCUCCACAAUAUUCAUCUUGAUAGUGGAAUAUCUGUCAUAAAAAGUCAAACUUUUUUAAUCCGCUAAAUUUUCUAUAUUCUUGACUAGCGCAGUAGUGUUUAGAUUAAAAAUCAUUUGAUACAUUUUGUAAGUUUAUAAAUCUCAUGGAACUGUACAAACGGAUCUGGCCGUCCAUGAUUCCCUAAAAUGUAAAAUUAUUUUCUACUCUAUUUGCAUCAGUUCACUCGCAGUUUGCACUUAUUGAGAUGAAUAGUCAUUCGGAAUUAAAUUGGCCACUAGGUCACCAAAUGUAAACUCUAUUCAUCCAUCGAAAACAUAAGUUUCUGUAUUGAAAUCUUACUAAGUGUUUUCAUCUUUCAGUAUAUUAUUGAACAAUGUUGUGGAUUAAACUUUCAUAUAUCCAUUUCUGCAUUCUUCCAAGGUAUGUUGUUAUUUACAUACAUAUGUUAUGGGAAAUUAUUUUUUAAUAUACUUAUAUCACAAUAUAUUGAGAUAAUGAUACAAGAACUCAUUUAAUACAUAAUAAGCUUGGUUGUUAUAUAAUCUUGACAUUAUAACUGUGCAGUAAACAAAAUCUUGAUACCUGAUGUGUAUUACUAGAUGCAUUGACGAAGAACUUGCAUUCCUCAGGAAAAUCUUGAUGCUUUUCUAAACAUAUUGAUUAAAAACCUAACAAUGUUCAACCCAUAAUAUUUGUCUACAUAAUUUCAAACGACUCAUUGAAUGGUUUACAUCGGCUUAGUGGUUAAAGUACUCAACUGUUAACAAUAUUUAAGGUCACAAGUUUGGAUCUGACGUCAUUUGGUUUGAGUAGUAUCGCUACAAAUUACCAGAAAAUAUAUGGUUCAAUGUUGACUACAUAAAAACAUACUCGGUAACAGGAUUAGCUAGCUAACAAUAAACCUGUGCUUGACAAAUAACAAACCUAUUAUUAUGAAUGCCCUGGUAUGGCCGAGAGUGGGGAGAGUCCUCUCUCACUCUCGAAAUGCUCUCACAUGGCCACGCGUAUUUAGCCUCUGCCAGAAAAGUCUUACUCACUGCCUUCUCGUGGCGGGUGUGUUGUUUACGAAAUUGAGAGGACGAAAAGCGAAUGUCCGGCGCUUUAACUGGGUUGGUGGACAUGGAGAGUCCACCUAGGGAAGUUGGAAAACCCUGAUUCCAAACCAAUAGUGCACAUGGGCUCCAGUACCCUGAAGGAGCAGAUGGCGUAUGAACCAAUCUUUGGUCACCGGCUACCAUGGGACUGCAUCUCCUUACGACGCUCCACUGCCUUGUGGAUCAGACUAUUAAUUCGAAGGCUCCGGGUGUGGCAUCCUAAGGAAACCACCUGCUUCGGUUUGGGCACCCGGUCAGUAUCCCAACCCUCACACAAAUCGAAUGAUUUAUGUGGCACAUAUCUGUUUCUUACCUCCUUGUACCAAUAUUUAUGUGUUCAAAUAAACAAAUACAUCUGAAUUUAUAUUUUUGUGUACUUUCGAAAACUUUCGAGUAGCAAUUGAUUAAACACCACAAUUUUUCAACACUGCUAGCUCAUUAUACAGAAUAUCUCUUUUUUGUUAAUGGACACAUUAUUCCGUAUCGCAUAGAUUUUAUUUAAACCGAAUCAUGUAUUAAUCAAUUGUUAGAUGAUAGAUCUGUGUUUGAUUUGUUUUCUUUUCUUUAAAAAUAAUGAUAAAUCUUAUGUGUAAUAUAUCAAAGAGUCCUUAAAUUAGUAGUCGUUUCACAACAAUGCCAAUCAAGAGGUAUAAAAUAGAUUAUUGGUCAAUCACUAUUUCUUUGUAUGUAGUGUUCACAUAUCAAUAAGUCUUACGUCGAUAAUAAUUAAUCUAUCAAUUUACUUAUCUUUAUGAGUAAUGUUAUUAUACCCGAACGAAGAAUACGUGAAUGAUAACUGCUAAGAAUUAUUCAUGGACUAUUAUUGCAUAGAUUACUUUUGGAUAACUGUCAAGUAGCUAUAUUGUCUGCAUAUCCAUAUUCCUUUUAUUAUAAGCUUCCAUUUGACCUAUUGAUUACUAUUAUACGAUUUACCAUUCAUAACUUAUUCCCGAUUUAUUAGCCACAGUUUCCUGUACUCACAACUGCUCCUGGCUUAAUCUUGUAUAAUAAUAAUUUUUAUUCUAUGGUGUGAUGUGGUCUGGUCUGCUUGUAUGUAAACCAAGUAUGUCUGAAAUAUAUAAUUCAUACAGUGGAAGUCGAGGUUCCAUUCUGAACUCAACAGGUAGGGCUGGGUUGGAAAGACCAAUAAGAAUUCAGAGUCGACUCAAGGUUGCUAGUGCUGUUUGACCUGUCGUUGGAUUAGCACAAGAACAAGGUCAUAUAAGUCGGUAUUCGGAUUGGCGAUUUUGUCAUGUGAUAAUUGACAGGGGCAAAAGUCAUAAUGAUUGGCGACGAGAAUCUUCCGAAAAAAGUUAUUACAAAUAUAUGUAUAUUUUUUGUAUUUUAUGCUUGCAUAGUUGCUUAAAGAAUUACUUUUUCUUCUUCCGUUCUCCGUACAUUUCAGUAAAUACACUUGCUGCUGAAUUGUUAUUUGAAAGAAUAUCAUGUCUAUGUAAUUUACCUUCAAAAAAUCAGAUUACAUGUACUAAUGAAAAUCUUAAUGAGAAGAAACGAAUACUGCUUGAUGUAUGUUGUGGUACUGGAACAAUAGCUUUAUGUCUUUCAAAGCAUUUCGAUCGUGUAAUUGGUAUUGAUAUGUGUAACAGUGCAAUUGAAGAUGCUAAAUCAAACGCAGAAUUGAAUGAUAUCCAGAAUGUUGAAUUUUUUGCCGGUAAAGCGGAGAAUAUCUUACGAAAUACUAUAGACAGUUUAUCAGAAUGCUAUGAUUUGUCAGUUGUAGUUGAUCCUCCAAGAGCUGGUCUACAUCAUUCUGUUAUUCAACUGUUGAGAAAUUGUAAAAAAAUUCAAAGAAUUAUCUAUAUUUCCUGUAAUAUUGAAUAUGCUGUAGAAAAUUUUUUAAAUUUUGCUAGACCUUGUUCCAAGAAAUUCACAGGAAUACCAUUUGUUCCAACUAUGGCUGAGGCUGUCGAUCUUUUCCCACAAACUCUGCAUACUGAAGUUAUUUUACUGCUUGAACGUAUUCCAUCAAUUCCAUAAACAAUUUUGUAUAUAGUUUAUUUCAAAUAAAUUAUUUUGUUACAAACUAUUCUGCUUUUUCUUUACAAUAAACAUUUACGGUCACUUGAUUGUUCAAGAGCCCGUACGUGGCGGGCGUGUAAUGAUUCGGCUCCUAAAUAAAUUCGUGCUGUUACCGUGUGACAAUCUUACUUAGACGAAACACUUAGAUUGAGAGAUCGAAUCUUGGUAAAAGUACAGGUUAAACGAAGAAAUAUUUAUUUACAAAUUAUUUCUCGUCAUGAAUCCUCACUACCAUACAAGUUUUUACAAUUAAAAAUGAAAUCAGUCCCAAGUGAACCGUGAUGAAUCAAUUUAACAAUAUAUUCUAUUAA
Molecule: messenger RNA, 7621 nt
Organism: Schistosoma haematobium
Lineage: Eukaryota; Metazoa; Platyhelminthes; Trematoda; Strigeidida; Schistosomatidae
Gene: RNMTL1B
Product: rRNA methyltransferase 3B, mitochondrial
Exons: 18
Coding region: 2592-3887 (431 amino acids)
Biological process (GO): RNA processing
Molecular function (GO): RNA methyltransferase activity; RNA binding
Source: RefSeq, a predicted model, not a curated record